Mya arenaria is the source of this 2648-nucleotide messenger RNA. RefSeq names its product fatty acid hydroxylase domain-containing protein 2-like. Gene Ontology annotation, biological process: sterol biosynthetic process. NCBI's taxonomy places the organism in Eukaryota, Metazoa, Mollusca, Bivalvia, Myida, Myidae. The record is from RefSeq and is a predicted model, not a curated record. The coding region runs from base 100 to 1137 and encodes 345 amino acids. Gene Ontology annotation, molecular function: C-4 methylsterol oxidase activity; iron ion binding. The transcript is spliced from 8 exons.
CUUUUUUAUCAUUUCGAAAUUGACAGUUCGUUGUGGAAAGAUUUAUAUUGAACGAAGAGUUAAGCAUUGCAAGAAUAAUUUAUUCCUGCUGAAGCAAAAAUGGCUGACUUAAGAGACACAUCAGAAGCUUUGGGGUUGCCAGCAGAGGUGAGCCAGAGCCAGAGCAAGGGCCCUAAGAUGGGGCGAAUAAUGGACUCUGUGAAGAAAGCCCUGUAUAUUAUGGGUUCAUGCCUUCUGGUAUUUGCUGCUGCUCGAAAUUCAUUUCAUUGGCAAAUCCAUCGUCUGUGGGGUGCCACGGGAAGUUUCUGGCAGAGCUGCUGGGAUUACAUGUACACACACUGGGGAAAGGAGAAUGACUUCUGGUUCUGCUGUAUUGGAACAUUUGUAGUGACACAAGGAGUGUUUUGGCUUGGCAACAGUUUCUUUAUGCUGUUGGAUGUCUAUGGUGUGCCAGCAUGUCUACUCAAGUACAAAAUACAGGAGGAUGUUAAAGUGGAAAUGCCGAAACUGUGGAAGGCAGUCAGACAGGUGGUGUUCAACAUGCUCGUUGUGGGAGUGCCGUUUAUUUUUGUGGCAUCCUACCUCUUCCAGUUACGAGGAGGGUCGUCGACAAUAGGCGGGGAGCUGCCAACGUUCACCUGGGUCAUGCUGGAGAUUCUUAUAUUCUCCUUUGUGGAAGAGUUCUGCUUCUAUUACUCACAUAGGCUGCUUCACCACCCUCGACUGUACAAGCACAUCCACAAGCUCCACCAUGAGUGGACGGCCCCCAUAAGUAUUGUUGCCGUGUAUACCCACCCAGUGGAGCAUGUGAUCAGCAGCUUUCUCCCGCCAACCCUCGGGCCCCUCAUCAUGGCCUCACAUCUUGCAACUGCAUGGCUGUGGUUCAUCCUGGCAUUCCUGUCAACGACGAUCUCUCACUGUGGCUACCACCUUCCUCUCCUGCCUUCACCCGAGGCUCACGAUUACCACCACCUCAAAUUCAACCAAAAUUUUGGAGUGCUUGGUGUGCUGGACCGUCUUCAUGGGACAGACAUCCAGUUCCGUGCCAGUAAACAGUACCAGCGCCAUGUCAUGUUGCUAAAUACGGUUCCCCUGAAUUCCCAGUACCCAGCAGAACCCAAGAAAAAACCUGAAUAAGCUGGGAACCUACAACAACAUUUAGGGUAGAUUGGUUCCCCUUAAGAACCAGCAAAUGCUAUGAUUAUACGAGUAAAUUGAUGACCAGUGGUGCAUUUGUCUGCAUUAUUGAUGAACUGGUUUGACAAUUUAACAGAGUUAUUUUGCAAGGUUCAUGUACCUUAACAUUAUAUCAUUAAGUAUAAAUAGUUGUUUUUCUGGUGGAUAUAAAUCUGUGUUUAUGUUCUCAGUAAAUUGGACAUAUAUUUUCUUUAAAUUAGCAAUGAAAUGUUUGAAAGAUAUAAAAAAGGGGUAUAUUGUUAUUGUAGUUUCUGUUGUUUUGAAAUAUUGUAGAACCUGUUGUUGACAUUAGCCAGAAGUACAGUGUAUGUCUCAUUUAACUUUGCGAACACACGUGUCUGCUUAAUAGAGUGUUUACAGUUACGUGUACCAGUCUCAAAGUCUCUUUAAUAGUCUGCAUACAACAACUACAUAUUCAUUUGUUAACAUCAGAGAAAGAAUUUAUAUAUAAUAAUAUUUACUGUCUUUUCAUAAAUAAUAGUGUAAGACAAAUUUUACUUUAGUAGGCAUUGGUCAAUUUGGAAUAAACUAUUUAACCAAUCUGUUUUUUUGCUUGACAUAAAAGGGGCCAGUAUUCAUACAAAGAUUUUGAUUUUGAUACAUAUUUACCAGGCUAGGAGGAAAUGCUAAAACAGUUUCGAAAGACUUAAUGGCUUUAUGUGUAUUGAGCAAUGGUAUACAUGUAUGUUUUGUAAAUGUGACCAUGACUAUUGUAUUUACUAGAUACUUACAUUAGCUAUGCUAUUAUGGUGAUCUUGAAUGCCAUGACUUAAUGUGGUUUUACUUGCUGUUAGGAUCUUUUAUUUUCUCGAUAUAAGAAGUUGUUCUAUUUAGUACACACAUCCUUAACUAAAAUAGUCUUAUUGAAUACUUUAUUAAGUAUGUUUAUGUUUCAUUUAUUGCAUUUUGUUUGACUAUCUCUGUAUGUCUUGAUUUCUUGAUCUCAUUUUGCUGAUGUUUUUUGUUAGCAUGCUUUAGUUUAAAAUCAAUUACAAUUGUAUUUAUGUGUCUGAAAAUGUAUAGAAAAUCCUUGCUGUGUGAAAUACAUGUUCAAGUGAAUCUCCUUUCGCUGCAAUUAUAUUUUUUAUGUGUGUAGAUAAAACAUUUAUUGUUGUAUAUGGAAUGUCGUCAAGUAUUUCAUGUGAUUCGCCAAAAAAACAUGUAUUUUAAACAGAAGACAUAUAUUUUCAUCAUAUUUAAUCUAGAUUUGAUAUGUUGUUCACUGUUGCACUGUUUAUUCUACACUUUUCUCCACAUAUUAGUCUGAGAAUACAUAUAAUCACAUUUAUAGCAAAUAUAUUUUUCAGCAGGGACAGUUGACAGGAUUGUUUCCCAUUGAAGAAAACAUCCCCUAGUCAUAUUAUACACAGUGGGUAUUCUACAUGUAUUUAGCAUUGCUGUUUGGAUAAAGGUUGCCUCACCAUCAUUAAUUAAAUCUUCGAAUAAUAGUA